GUAAUGAUAGGUCACAAGAUGUAACUGAUGUCAUGGCUGAAGAUGAUUGCUUUGAGGGUCUCUAUCAUUACCUGAAGGUUCUCGGGGAAGGAAGUUUUGGAAAAGCAGUUCUAUAUAGACGAUAUUCUGAUAACUUCUUAGUGGUAUGGAAGGAGGUGAAGCUAAAAAGCGACAAAGAAAUCCAAGCAGCGCAGCAUGAGGUGGACGUUCUUUCCCUGUUAUCUCACCGGAAUAUCGUGGGGUAUUACAACAACUAUGUGGACAGUGAUGUUAUGUACAUUGAGAUGGAGUAUGCUAAUGGGGGUACCCUUAGUCAUCUGAUAUGUGCUCAACAGCAGUCUUUCGCUGAGGAGGAGGUGUUGUGGUAUUUUUACCAGCUGUGCUGCGCCUGUGUAUACCUACAUUCCAGCGGGAUAAUCCACAGAGACAUUAAAACUGUCAACAUCUUUCUCAACAAGACAGGAAUUCUGAAAGUGGGUGAUUUUGGUAUCAGUAAGAUGUUGACCUCAGACAGUGAAGCUGCUGACUCUAUUGUUGGAACUCCCUACUACAUGAGUCCUGAAAUCUGCAGAGGUUUAACCUACGGCUACAAAAGCGACGUAUGGUCGUGCGGUUGCGUUCUCUACGAAAUGUUGGAACUCCGCAAGACAUUUGAUGCAACCAACCAGCUCCGUCUAGUUUACAGCAUCGUGACAAAAGAGUUCAAGCCUGUAAGCGAGUCAUGGAGUCAGGAUCUGAGGAACAUUCUCACAAGCAUGCUUCAGAAGGACCCAGCUAACCGGCCGACAAUGCAGGAGAUAUUAGACACCCCCUACAUGAAGGGGUGUACAGGUAUACUCGAGAAUAGACUGGGUCCUCAGAACUAUGUUCGGGGUUUGUCCCAGUUGUCUCCGGGAAGACAGCCAGUUCUCUCCCAUCUCAGCUCGGAGGUGUACAUAUGGGGAGGAGGGAAGACAUCGCCACAAACCCUGGCUACAUUCAAGAAGGAGCUGGGUGCAGUGAAAGUUUGUGUAGCUCCUAAACAUUUCUGUGUUGUGACAGUGGAAAAAGAGCUGUAUGUUUGGUCCUCAGGACACCCAGGAGAGAUGUGCGGACAGCUGGGUCACGGAGACAAAGCCAGCUACCGGUCACCCAAACGAGUUGAACACUUGGUGGGUAAUGGUGUGGUGGAUGUUGUGGCGGGAGAUGACUUUACCCUGGCUGUGGUGGAGGAUGAAUACGAUGGGGUUAGAGUACUGGUAGCAUUUGGAAGUAAUUACGACGGAUGUUUAGGGCUGGGAGAAGAGGAAGACAAUAAUUUAGUUCCAGUUCCGAUUCCCUUUUUUAGCGGGGUCUCUGUCGUCAGUGUGUCCUGUGGAGAUGCCCAUGUUAUGGCAACUACUAGUCUCGGAGAAUUGUACGGAUGGGGUAACGGAGAGUACGGUUGUCUUGGAAACGACUGUGAGGACAUUGUUUACAUUCCUCAGAAACUGGAGAUCAGGGGCACAAAGUUUGCGGCAGUUUCCUGUGGAAAACAAUGCUCUUUCGUCAUUACAACUGGUGGUAAACUAAUGGCCUGUGGUGACAACCAAGACAACAAGUUAGGUAUCAACAAAAUAGGGAGGAAAGGUUCUAAAGUGGCUAAGUGCGGGGAGACCUUCACUUUUAAACCUGUCUACGGUCUUUCCUCGGUCGCUAUCAGGGUGAUAUCAGCUCUAAAUGAUCGGCGCAUCUGA
This is a messenger RNA of Bolinopsis microptera, 1715 nucleotides long. Its product is annotated as serine/threonine-protein kinase Nek9-like. Lineage: Eukaryota; Metazoa; Ctenophora; Tentaculata; Lobata; Bolinopsidae. Gene Ontology annotation, molecular function: protein kinase activity; ATP binding. The transcript has 13 exons. The record is from RefSeq and is a predicted model, not a curated record. Gene Ontology annotation, biological process: protein phosphorylation. Bases 33 to 1715 code for a protein of 560 amino acids.